CACUGUCAUAUCAUAGUCAAACCAGCAUUAGACAGGUGUGGUGGUGGUUGGCUGUGUCUCUUUUGAAUUUCAUUUCGAAUUAUUGAGUGUCAUCGAUCGGAUCUCGUUUUAUUUUACAAAUAAAACAUAAAUAGCCAUUUCUUUCUAUACUGUAAACACAAGGAACACACAAUUUUGCAGUUUUCAUUUAUCAAUCGCUCUAUAUUUACAAUCAAUAUGCAAGAAACCGUUACAAACUCUAACGAAAGAAAGUCAUUGUUCUCGUCGUUCUUGGAAGUGCUAGAGGCUCGUGACAAACAGGCUCAGAUCGACAAACAACUACAGGAAGAGAAAUAUUUAAGGAGGACCCAGCGAAUCUAUGAUUUCCAUGAACGGCAACAGCGUGAAGCGGUGGAAUUGCAGCGCUGCCUGGACUACGUGUCGCAGCACGCGCAUGUCCUGGAGACAGUGCUGCGCGGCGCGAGCGCGGGCGGGGCGGACGCUCCGCUGAGCGCGGCGCUGGUGCGGCAGGCGGCCGCGCUGCAGCGCUGCAUGGCGCAGUGCGUCGCCAACGCCAGCCGCAUCCGACAACUGCUCACCGCCACCCACCAGCCACAGAUGGACACCAUGCUCGCUAAGAUGGAAGCCGAGCUACGCACGUGGACAGCGUUCCUGCAUCGCGCCGUGGACGCCACGUACAACACCGAGGUCGUCAUCGAUAAUCUGCAGAACAUGAUCGCGGAGCAGCGGCGCUGCGUGCGCGAGGUCUCCUCCAGCACCGUGUUCACGUCGCUCACUGGCGGCGGGGGCGCGGCCGCGGGGGCGGGCCCGGCCGGGGCUUUAGGGAACGUAACACGACUGAAGUCACAUCAGUCAUACAUUGACACGUCGGUGACGGGACCAAUCGGCCGAGCUCUCCUGUUUACAUUACAACAAAUGUUGCGCUCGCCCGCCGUCUCAUUAGUAGUCAGUAGUCAGUAG
Spodoptera litura is the source of this 960-nucleotide messenger RNA. The record is from RefSeq and is a predicted model, not a curated record. Lineage: Eukaryota; Metazoa; Arthropoda; Insecta; Lepidoptera; Noctuidae.